Messenger RNA from Sardina pilchardus (European sardine), 2618 nucleotides. RefSeq lists its product as uncharacterized. The transcript is spliced from 2 exons. Bases 102 to 2618 code for a protein of 838 amino acids. NCBI's taxonomy places the organism in Eukaryota, Metazoa, Chordata, Actinopteri, Clupeiformes, Clupeidae. The record is from RefSeq and is a predicted model, not a curated record.
GUGUGAACACCGACCAAGCGCGAAGACAACAUCAUUUUCUGAGCAGCAACUCCACUGUGUUCAGUUUUCCAGAGCCGGAUUGCCUGAAUCCCAAUACUGAAAUGGAGCAGCCAUGUCCUCAGCCCUCAGGCUUAAACACUGAACAGCAGGUGGCGCUGCUGGGUCAGAUAGUGGAACAAGUGGAGCUGAAAGAGGAGGAACAAAAAGAAACACGACAUGAUGUUCAGGCACCUCAGAGCAUACCACUGCAGCAGGAGGGAGGAGAAGAGACUGCACUGAACACUGGCCCUGGAGGAGAAGAGACUGCACUGAACACUGGCCCUGGAGGAGAAGAGACUGCACUGAACACCAGCCCUGUAGGAGAAGAGACUGCACUGAACACCGGCCCUGGAGGAGAAGAGACUGCACUGAACACUGCACUGAACACCAGCCCUGUAGGAGAGGAGACUGCACUGAACACUGCACUGAACACUGGCUCUGUAUUGGAACCAGCCUCCACCGAUGCCCCGAGCUCCUUCCCUGUUGCCAUAGAGUCUUUGUUGUUGCGGCCGUUCCGGCUGAGGUCACCACAGGAGAAGAAGGAUGUCGUAUCUCGAGGCCGCCCUACUCCGGAUCUUGACCUCACAGAGGGUGUUGAGGAAAGGACUCAGCGUUUCAGUUCCUGGCAUUACAGCAGAAAGCCGUGGCUGACGGGGUGCCCCAAAUCAAACCAGCUCUUCUGCUGGCCGUGUUUACUGUUCUCCACCGAAAGCUUUGUCUGGACCGAAGGGUUUCGUGAUCUGACGGACCUACACGAGGCCUCGGAGCGACACGAGAGCAGCGUCCAGCACAUCGGUCACAUGAUGCAUCUGCACACUCUGAAGCACGAACGUCUCAUCAGGCAUUCGGCGUCAACGCGAGCUGAGUUGUCUGCGGAGCAGCACUACAAGCAGAAACGCAUUCUGAAAGUUCUGACCGAGGCGGCCAUCAUUCUCGGCAGCCGGGAAUAUAACCCUCUGUUUGAAGAGGAAGACUCGGAAGACUCAGAAGACUCAUCAGCCUUUGUUGAUCUUGUCAAGUCUCUAGUGAAGGACAACGAUAAGCUUGCGACUCUUAUAGACCCAGACUCCUUUUACUCAGGUUUGUCAGAUGACCUCGAGGACAGGCUGACGGAAUCUGUGGAAGAAGUAGUCCUGGAUGAGAUUAAAGCAGAAAUAAGAGAUGCCGGCUUUGUGUCUUUGAUUCUACACGAAACCACUGAUGACUCAUGGGACACACAAAUCGCAACAGUCCUGAGGUACGCAACUAAAGAGGGGCUUCCACAGGAGAGGUUUGUGGAGUUCACCGAUGCGAUGGAGAAACGCACCGCCAGUGCCCUGACAGAGUAUGUUCUCACCUUCCUACAGAAAAUGGACUGUGGCGACAAGUUGGUUGCUCUAUCAUACAGCGGACAAGGCGUCUCAUCAAGCCAAAUCAGUGGCCUUGUGGCCCAAGUGAAGGAACGGUACCCCUGGGUCAUCUUCAGACAUUGGUGUGCACUGGAGCUGAGUGUAGCUGUGGCCCAAUCGUGCCACUCUGUCAAAGAUGCUAGCUUGUUUUUGGGCGUCUUACAAGACCUCAGUAGGUUCUUCUUGAACACGUUCCUGCAACGCGGGGUGGCCCUGGAGAACAUCGUUAGAAGGCGCGCCUCAAGCACAGCACCUCUUCUUUGGAAUAACAUCUCAGAAGUGGUCAAGACGAUGAAGGAGCACAGCGACUCGGUGAUCGAGUUGUUCGACAAGAUCCUAGACAGUGAGCUGGUGUUGGAUAAUGACUCCUUUUUCCGUGCUUUGAGGCUUUUACCUCAAGUUGUGGAGCCCAAGUUCAAGUUUCUGCUGGAGGUAUUUUCAGCUGUGUUCUUUCGUAUGGACGAGCUUGGAGACGCCCUUCAAAGAAAUAGCGUGGAAACAGGAUGUGGCGCGAGUGCUUUGAAGAGAACAUUGGAAGCACUGACAGCGAUGCAUGGCGACUUUGAUUCCAUUUUCUCUCAGACUGUGGAACCAGUGGACAACCCUGCAAAGAGAGGCAAAUGGGAAGACGAGACGAAGGAGGUUUUUCGUGGCCUUUACGUCAGUGUUCUGGACACACUCAUCUCGGAGUUAGAAGUGCGGUUCGAUUCCCUGGCAAAGACGACAUUUACCGAACUGCUCGACUUCUCCAAGUUUACGGCCUACGACAGAACAUUUCCUGAGGAAGCAUUCAGAUAUCUGAAGGAAACUUGCGGAAGGUUUUUUGACUUUGCUCUUUUGCGAAACGAACUCCAGGUGCUCUACGCGUCGUACCAGUUUGAGAAGAAAAACAUGUGCGAUUUAGUCGACUUCCUUCACAACACUGGCCUGAACGGCAUCCUAACACAAGUGUCCAAACUCUGCGAACUGAGUCUGGCCAUGCAACUGGGCACUCCGAAGCAGAAGAAAUCCUCUUCCGUUUUAGGAAGAAUCGAAGCGUGCAACGACUACGCCUCUGGACAGGGGAACUCGCUGUUCCUGACUAUUGAGAGGACGAUGCUGGACAAGAUGCAGGACUCCGACGGCUUCCAUGACCGUGUCAGCCGCCGGUUUGCCGAAAGAGGGGAUGGAGAUGACCUUGCUUUCGUAUGA